Molecule: messenger RNA, 1791 nt
Organism: Folsomia candida
Lineage: Eukaryota; Metazoa; Arthropoda; Collembola; Entomobryomorpha; Isotomidae
Product: kinesin light chain
Exons: 8
Coding region: 202-1698 (498 amino acids)
Molecular function (GO): protein binding
Source: RefSeq, a predicted model, not a curated record
ACAGACAUUCGCAUACUACACAAACCAAAAUAAAACAUGUUUAUUAUGAGCCUUGGUGAGCCGCCAAUCACACAACAAAAACAAUCUCCACCACGUGCCAAGAAACAAAUUUUGAAAAACUUGUUCAAUAAGGGUCAAAUUGCCGGAAUUAGAGUGCUAGGCAGGAGAAGGAAACAAGAAGGCUAUUACAAUAGGUACUGAAUGAUAAGACAAAUGGACAAUCAACAGAGGCUGGAUUCUCAGAACGGUGACAAUUUGUCCGAACGGAUUUGCUCAGUCAAAAUUAAAGACGACGGAGGGGAGGAAGAGCAUAGCAAUCCUGCUGCUGAUGAGGACGCCCCUUCCAAACCGUCCCGAACUAGAUCCAGGUCAAGGAGUAAACUUCGUGCCGGUUAUGAAGAGGCGAAUGAUCUUUUCGACGACGGGAAAUAUUCGCAAGCUUAUAAAAAGUUUGCAAUUGUAUUUGACGGGCGAAAAUCGAGCCUGGGUCCUGACCAUGUCGAUACUUUGGAAGCCAGAAACAAAAUGGCAUUAGCAUUAGAUGCGGACGAAAAAUAUGUGGAGGCGUUCAAAAUGUACAGUGAAGUUUAUCUAGGAAGGAAGAAGGUGUUGGGCGAAGAUGAUCCCGAUACAAUUCAAACGCAACACGACAUGGCUGCCGUUAGAGCAAAUCAGCAAAAGUAUGACUUGGCUGUGAAACUUUUUGAAGAAGUGUAUGCCAAGAGAAGGGCAGUGCUUGGGAAGAACCAUCCAAAUACUCUCAUGACGCGCCAUGAGUUGGCAUCGGCUCUGGAUGACCAUGGGAAGAGGAAGGAAGCUGGCAAGAUUUACAAGAAGGUGUACAAAUCUAGACAAGAAGUGCUUGGAGAGGAAGCAGCCGAAACGUUAGAUACUGGACAUGAGCUUGCUAGCAACUUGGAAGAUAUGGAUAAGCAUGACGAAGCUUUGCAACUUUACGAAAAGGUUUGGCAAGGACGGACGCGAACUUUGGGGGAAGAAGACCCAAACACUUUGGAAACAAGGCAUGAGAUGGCUGGAGUAUUGCACUCUAUGGAGAAAUAUGACGAAUCCCUUAAAGUUUAUGAAGAAGUUGUAGCUCUACGGGUGAAAGUAUUGGGUGAGGAUGACUGUGACACGUUGGAAUCACAACAUGAAAUGGGAAUGGUGCUGGCGGAAUAUGGCAAGCCACAGGAAGCAUUGGAAAUUUUGGAGAAAGUUUACCAACAGAGACGAGAAGCUUCUGGGGCACAUAAUGACGAGACUUUAGAAACUGGCCACGAGCUUGGUUGUGUGAUGAAGACAUUAGGCAAGUUCAAAGAAGGGCUCCAAAUGUUAAAGAAAAUUCAUUCCGGAAGGCGACAAGAGCUCGGAGACGACGAUCCCGAUACAUUAGAUACUGCGUUUGAAAUCGGGGAUAUGCACCUAUUAGAGAAGAGAUAUGGAGAAGCUGUCAAAAUAUUGCAAGAUGUCUACAAAGCAAGGAAACGAGUCCUGGGAAAGGAUGACGUGGAGACGUUGGACUGCGGCCAUAAAUUGGGAAUGGCCUUGAGCGGUCAAGGAAAAAGUAAGGAUGCGACCAAAAUCUUUACAGAAGUGUACGAGCUAAGAAAAAGUACUUUGGGUGAAGAUAACAAGGAUACUUUGGAAACUUUAGCCAUGAUGGGAGGCAACAAACAGGCCAGGAAACAAAGUUCUUAAUAAUUUGAUUAUAGUAAUUAUUCAAUUAAAUAAUGACCGUAAUUGUUGAACCUAUUUUUCAUGGAAAAUAAAAUUAUUGUUCGUAAUAUUAAA